This is a messenger RNA of Ipomoea nil (Japanese morning glory), 339 nucleotides long. RefSeq lists its product as uncharacterized. NCBI's taxonomy places the organism in Eukaryota, Viridiplantae, Streptophyta, Magnoliopsida, Solanales, Convolvulaceae. The transcript has a single exon. The record is from RefSeq and is a predicted model, not a curated record. Bases 1 to 339 code for a protein of 112 amino acids.
AUGAUACCGAAGCCAAAAGAUUCAUACACCUCGGAAGAAAGGACAAGAGCAAACCUGGAUAAUGUAGCACGAAAUAUCCUCUACAACUCCCUUGACGACUCCUUGUUCCCAAGAGUCCGAAAGUGCAAGAAUGCCAUGGAAAUAUGGAAAGUUCUGAUGGACCUAGGAGAAGGUGAUGAACAGGAGAAAGACAACAAAUUGACUGUAGCUAUGAAGAAGUUUGAAGACUUCAAAAUGCUUCCAAAUGAGACAAUCAUGGACAUGGAGCUGAGGUUCACUAGACUCAUGGGAGAUCUGACAGAUCUCGGAAGGAACUAUCUGAAAAGGAAAAGAAUCUGA